UGAGGUGAAUGCUACGUGUGACUGCGUUGGUGCAUGAUGAGUCUGAGGGCCGCAAUAGGUGUAAUUAAUGAGGAGGACAGAUGGAAUAUUUGUUACUAGAAAUCUGGUAAAGGGCGGGCCGAUUUAUUUUCAGAGAGGGAGCCAGGGAGGGACUGAUUUGUUUGCGAUACAUCGAGAGUGAUGAGGACGGUGACGACUGAUGAGGCCAACAACGGCGGAAACAACUUGACGAACGGCGGCUUUGAGAAGAGCUUCACGUCUAGAUUUUCAUCUCUGUUGGCUUCUAGAGAUCGUGAUUAUCUUCUCUCACCAACAGGGACUCAGGUGAAAGUAUCUGAUCUUGAAGGAAAGAUCUUAGGCCUUUAUUUCUCUGCCAAUUGGUACUCUCCAUGUAGAAGUUUCACUCAGCUACUAGCCAGUGUUUAUGAGCAACUGAAGAGCAAAGGGUCUGAAUUUGAGAUCGUUUUUGUGUCAUCCGAUGAAGAUUUGGAAGCCUUCAAUAAUUACCGUUCGUGCAUGCCAUGGCUGUCUGUUCCAUUUUCUGAUUUGGAGUCAAAGAAAGCCUUGAACCGGAAAUUCGAGGUUGAAGGCAUUCCUUGCUUGAUUAUUUUGCACCCUGGUGAUAACAAGGAUGAAGCCACAUUGUAUGAUGGAGUCGAACUCAUUUAUCGGUAUGGGGACCAAGCCUUCCCUUUUACUAAGGAGAAGUUGGAGGAAUUGCAUAGGGAGGAGGAAUUGAAACAUGAGAACCAGACAUUAACCACUCUACUCACUAACCAUGAUAGAGACUAUCUUUUGGGUCAUCCCCCAACUAAUCAGGUUCCUAUUGAUUCCUUGAUAGGGAAGACGGUUGGACUCUACUUCUCGGGGCAAUGGUGCCUUCCCUGCUUGAAGUUUACUCCCAAACUGAUAUCAAUCUACCACAAAAUCAAACAAUUGCUGGAAGAACAAGGAGGUGAGGAUUUCGAAAUAGUCUUCGUCUCUAAUGACCGUGAUGAGGAUUCAUUCGAGUCCUACUUUGGUUCGAUGCCAUGGCUAUCACUUCCUUUUGGGGACGCUGCUAUUAAAGGUCUAUAUAAGUACUUUGAUGUGCAGGGGAUCCCCUGUUUGGUAAUCAUAGGCGCUGAUGGCAAAACUGUUACCAAACUGGGGAGGAAUCUUAUAAAUUUGUAUCAGGAAAAUGCAUAUCCUUUUACCGAGGCCAAGCUGCAGCUGCUAAGGAAAGAGAUGGACGAGGCGGCGAAGAACUUACCAAAGUUUGCGUAUCAUGAAGGGCAUAGGCAUGAACUUACAUUGGUAUCGGAGGGCACUGGAGGAGGGCCCUUCAUAUGCUGUGACUGUGACGAGCAGGGGUCUGGUUGGGCUUACCAGUGUCUUGAAUGUGGGUACGAGGUGCACCCCAAGUGUGUAAGAGCUGUGGGUAAUGGCGCCUCGGUUUAGAGCUGACUCAAUACUACUCAGAAGUGUAUUGAGAUCCACUCCUUGGUAACUAAUAUAAAUCAAAGUGUUAUUAUAUUUGAUGUCAAGACAUUACAUCUAAUUAUCUAAUGUUGUAUGCUACUGUUGGCUUACCCAAAAAAAAAAAAAAAAUCGUUUGCUACU
Molecule: messenger RNA, 1602 nt
Organism: Rubroshorea leprosula
Lineage: Eukaryota; Viridiplantae; Streptophyta; Magnoliopsida; Malvales; Dipterocarpaceae
Source: the annotation of a GenBank genome assembly